Varanus komodoensis (Komodo dragon) is the source of this 1216-nucleotide messenger RNA. It is a transcript of the gene MUC15, whose product is annotated as mucin 15, cell surface associated. The record is from RefSeq and is a predicted model, not a curated record. Lineage: Eukaryota; Metazoa; Chordata; Lepidosauria; Squamata; Varanidae. The transcript is spliced from 3 exons. The coding region runs from base 16 to 975 and encodes 319 amino acids.
AUCAACUGGGAAAAAAUGCUCAUUUCGAAGGGAAUGAUUGUACUGUUUGCUAGUUUACAGUGGAUCGGGAAUAAUGGCAUCUAUGCAGACAGCAGCACAUUAUCUAUAAGCAGCUUAAGCAGCACCAACACAAGCCUACCUACAUCUACUGUAAGUCUUAAAUCACCAACAGGGAGCAAUGGUAGUACAACGAAAAGUACAGUGACGCAAAACAAUGCUCAAAGCAACAGUGUAACUUCCACAUCUUCCACCAUUUCAUCGUCUCCAGUGACACAUCAGCAGCAUUUUUCAACAAAAGAUAUAACUCACUCUUCUUCAAGUAUCAAUGGAACAUUGCUGCCUUCACAGAUGCCUACAACCAGCAGCAGGUUAUCAUCAGUUGAGGAAAGCUACACAACCCAUGCCAGUUCAACAGUAACAGCAGUAAAGAACUUCACUACGACCAACUCCAGUGUCAACUCUACUACCAUUUCACCUAGUAAAACAGAAAUGAAUGCUACAACAGUUCGUCCUGCUACCAGUAUACCAAAUACUACCUCAAGCACAUUACAGACCACUAAAUAUUACAAUGCCACAACAGAGUUUGGGACAAGUAAUCAAACAACUCCACAACACAAGCCGAUAGAUAGUUCUGCAGAAGCAAGAGAACCCCCAAAAGAAAAACACAGACACGGAGCAGUCAUAUUUGGUGCAAUCAUAGGAGCAGUACUAGGAUCAGCAUUAAUUGUUCUCAUUGUGUAUUUUAUGUGUGGACAGAAAAAAUCUGCAGCCUUUGGACAUCAGAGACUUUAUGAUGACACCAGGAAUGAUCCAGUUCUGCGACUAGACAAUAUCCCUGAACCUUAUGGCACAAGCUUUGGAGAGGACUCAUACUACAACCCUACGGCAGCUGAUGAGACGGCAGCACCGAACAGCAUCGCAACACCUUGUGAUUCCAUUCCAAUGAAUGACAUGACUUCAUCGCACCCUUCAUAAUAGUAUUAUACUGGUGUCAGUUUUGAAAACUCAUAUCCCUCCUCCGCUUCCUCCUCCUUCUUUGAAAGAUAUUUUUGGUGACACAAAUUCUGUUCCUGCUGAUAUGCAAGGUUUGGAACAAUGUGUGAAAAGCAUUGCUUAAUGGCCAUGUCCACAGAUUAACUAAUGAAUUCAUUACCAGAAGAGAUGACACCCACAAAUCCAGAAUGGCUCUCAAAAAGAACUUUUUUUUUUAAGUACA